Ostreococcus tauri is the source of this 1275-nucleotide messenger RNA. Its product is annotated as Thiolase-like, subgroup. The coding region runs from base 1 to 1275 and encodes 424 amino acids. The transcript has 2 exons. The record is from RefSeq and is a predicted model, not a curated record. Gene Ontology annotation, molecular function: acetyl-CoA C-acyltransferase activity. Lineage: Eukaryota; Viridiplantae; Chlorophyta; Mamiellophyceae; Mamiellales; Bathycoccaceae. Gene Ontology annotation, biological process: phenylacetate catabolic process; fatty acid beta-oxidation. Gene Ontology annotation, cellular component: peroxisome.
AUGUCUCAAGACGCCGCGUCUCGCCGCGUUCGAUCGCUCGCGAACCACGUGGUGGCGCCAACCUCUGGGGCGAACGCGUUUGGCGUCGCUUCCGCGAACAAGGGAUUCACGAAAUCACCGGAUGACGUCGUCGUCGUCGCGGCGUGUCGAACCCCGAUCACGAGGGCGAAGAAGGGAGGAUUGGCCAAGACGCCGGCGGAUGAUCUCGUCGCGGCGGUGCUCCAGGCGGCGACGCGGCGGGCCAAUAUCGAUCCGAGCGAGGUCGGGGACGUCGUGGUCGGAAGCGUCUUGGGGAGUUCGAGUCAGAGGGCGAACGAGUGUCGUAUCGCGAUGUUCUUGGCGGGGUUCCCGAAGGAGGUGCCAGUGCGGACGACGAAUAGACAGUGCUCGUCCGGAAUACAGGCGUGCGCGGACAUCGCGGCGGGAAUCAAGGCUGGGUACUACGACGUCGGUAUCGGGGCUGGAGUGGAGACGAUGACGUCAAAUCCGAUGAAGUGGGAGGGCGGGUUCAAUCCCCGAGUGGCGUCGUCGAGCGACGCUCAAAACUGUCUCAUACCCAUGGGCGUGACGAGCGAAAACGUUGCGGAAAAGUACGGCAUCUCGCGCGAGACCCAAGACACGAUGGCGGCACGUUCGCACGCGCGAGCUGCCGCUGCGCGCGCGAGUGGUCGUUUCAAGAAUGAAAUCGUUCCGAUUCACACGAAGAACGCGGAAGGCGCGGACAUCAUCGUGUCGGAAGACGACGGCAUUCGUCCAGAGACGACGCUCGCUACGCUGGCUCGGUUACCAGCAGUGUUCAAGAAGGGUGGUAGUACGACUCCUGGAAACGCAUCGCAAGUCUCCGACGGUGCCGCCGCAGUUGUUCUGGCGCGUCGAUCAUACGCCGAGGCACGCGGUCUGCCGAUAUUGGCCACGUGGCGCUCUUUCUCUGCCGUCGGAUGCGAUCCCGCUCUCAUGGGCAUCGGUCCCGCCGUGGCGAUUCCUGCAGCUCUCAAGGCUGCAAACUUGACUGUCGAUGACAUUGACCUGUACGAGUUGAACGAAGCCUUUGCAUCUCAAGCGACGUACUGCAUCGAAAAGUUAGGGCUCGAUCCCGAGCGCGUCAACGUGAACGGCGGCGCCAUCGCGUUGGGACAUCCGCUCGGCGCCACUGGGGCGAGAUGCUUAGCGACGCUUGUUUAUGAAAUGCACCGGCGCGGUGCGAAGACUGGUAUGUUUAGUUGCUGCGUGGGUUCAGGGAUGGGCGUUGCAGCGCUCGUCUCGGUCGAAGACUGA